This is a messenger RNA of Tauraco erythrolophus (red-crested turaco), 806 nucleotides long. The record is from RefSeq and is a predicted model, not a curated record. Lineage: Eukaryota; Metazoa; Chordata; Aves; Musophagiformes; Musophagidae.
AUGCGAACGAUUCUGAACGUUAAGGGGACGGGAAUCGCUGUGCACUUGUGCCCGUCUUCCCCUCCGCAACUCCAAGGAGCGCGGGCGGAACACCCCGGUCUGAGCGCAGCACGCGGCCUCGACAACCCCGUACCCAAACCCAACGACGAACGGUCGAAGGUCACCUUUAAAGUGACGCUCACGUCGGACCCGCGGCUGCCCUACAAAGUGUUAAGCGUACCUGAAAGUACACCUUUCACAGCUGUCUUGAAGUUUGCUGCAGAAGAAUUCAAAGUUCCUGCAGCAACAAGUGCCAUUAUAACAAAUGAUGGUAUAGGAAUAAACCCUGCACAGACAGCAGGAAAUGUAUUUCUAAAGCAUGGUUCAGACCUACGGAUUAUUCCCAGAGAUCGAGUUGGGAGUUCUUAACCUCUCCUGAAAGCUUUGGAAUAAGUGACAUUGCAAUGCAACAAAGGUCUAUUUUGGAACUCCGAAAUACAACCAAUGAAUUGGCCUUUUCUAAAGCUAGCAAAAAUGACUUCCCAGGAUUUGACUUUUCUUAAAACAUAGAUCAGGUUUCAUUUCUUUGUUAAAAUGUAUUAACUCAUGCACUGAUUCUUCCCUUACUAGUAGAAGAAUGGGCUGAUUGCAUGUUAUGUUCCUGAAAGAAAGAUGGACUUUUCGAUAGGUGUUACUGAGACCACAAGGGUAAACACACAGCCAUGAUCAAUAGAUAUUUAAAAUAUUGAAUAUUGUUAACAGAGCCUACUUUGUGCAAGGGGGAAUGGUGUUAUGAUUUUGCUACAAAGAAAUUAUUCCUACUGAGU